CUUUGCUUCUUCUCGAUCAUCAACGCAACAAUGGUGCUGCGAAUCACCGUCUUCGAAUCAACUCUUAUUGUGAAAGCGAUUCAGGCAGCCGUGGUGGUUGGAUCUCCGUUGGUGAUAUUCAUUUGGAGACCUGAGGGUCUUAGCGUGCAAUCCAUGCUUACCGAUAAGCUGGAGCAUGGGCAGAACCUCUCUACUCUUCUCAGGCUCGAGGCUCAGACAUUCAGCUCCUAUGAAUCUACAGAUCAAUACUUCAGUGCAGUUGUUGAACGUGUCGACCUCGAAGCAGUAUUUUUGACUGCCCAAGAUGCCGAACACAUCGAGUUUUCCCAAUCUGAUGAAGACAAUAAACUGAAUGACUUUGGUUACUUGCGUGCUCACUUCAACAGGCCUGUAGGAGCUUACGAUGAGAACUACAUUUCCUUGAAAAUAUAUGGUACCUUUUCUGAGAGCAUGCUACGAAGUGCUGAUGUAUCAGCUGAUCCAUCUUUCCUUCCACUUCUCCCUCUGGCUGCAAUUAGUGGACUCGCUUUUGCAGACGCGCUAGCAGUUAUGGAGAGCAUGUCAGGGACUGUUCGUAUAACUAUUAGAGGAGGACUAGUAUCUUUCUCUCCUGUUGGUAAAAGUUUGGUGCCACUGACACUAGAGUCGAGGAGUGGGGUGAUUUUUACGAGGGAGGAUCUUUAUAGAGGACCAGUUGAUCUUGAGAUCCAAUUUCCAUUCGUGAACAUACAUGCUGGUGCGAAACUCUCGGCUGUAGUUUUUAUAUGUAAACGGACAAAAAAUGUGAGGUUGGUGUGGCUUAAGCUUGAAAGAACGCGGUAUCGUUUAUAUGGAGAUAUCAUUUACUACUUGUAUUGA
Messenger RNA from Ipomoea triloba (trilobed morning glory), 858 nucleotides. RefSeq lists its product as uncharacterized. The coding region runs from base 31 to 858 and encodes 275 amino acids. The record is from RefSeq and is a predicted model, not a curated record. The transcript has 4 exons. Lineage: Eukaryota; Viridiplantae; Streptophyta; Magnoliopsida; Solanales; Convolvulaceae.